CUCUCCUCGCGUGCUCUUCUGUCAACCCAGCACUGGUCGACGCUGCUGCACUCGAGUGCGAUUCAAGAUGAACGCAACCGCUGCCUUCGCCGCCACCACGGCGGAUCCCACUUACUGGGGCCAAUUCGAUGCCAUCUCGCAGUACAAUGUCCACCUGAAUAUCUUCGAGCGUCUUUGGGCCGCCUGGUAUGCGUACAUGCAGAACGAUGUCUUGGCCACCGGUAUCAUGUCCUUUGUCAUGCACGAGGUUGUCUACUUUGGUCGCUCUCUGCCUUGGAUCAUCAUCGACAGCAUUCCCUACUUCCACAAGUACAAGCUUCAGCAGGCCAAGGUACCCACUGCUGCCGACCAGUGGAAGUGCGCCAAGCUGGUCCUCUUCAGUCACUUUACGGUUGAGCUUCCUCAGAUCUGGCUCUUCCACCCCAUGGCCGUCUACUUUGGCAUGCAAUUCGGUGUUCCUUUCCCCUCGCUCCUGACCAUGGCCUACCAGAUUGCCAUCUUCUUCGUCAUGGAGGAUACCUGGCACUACUGGUUCCACCGCGCUUUCCAUUGGGGUCCGUUGUACAAGUAUGUGCACAAGAUUCACCACCAGUACUCGGCUCCCUUUGGACUUGCCGCCGAAUACGCCUCGCCCAUUGAGGUCAUGUUCCUCGGUCUCGGAACGGUUGGCUCGCCCAUUCUGUGGUGCGCGGUGAGCAACGGCAACCUGCACAUCCUGACCAUGUACCUCUGGAUCACCCUCCGUCUAUUUCAGGCCAUUGACUCGCACUCGGGCUAUGACUUCCCCUGGUCGCUGCACCACUUUUUGCCCAUCUGGGCCGGUGCCCACCACCACGAUGUCCACCACGAAAAGUUCAUUGGCAACUACGCCAGCAGCUUCCGCUGGUGGGACUACUUCCUCGACACCGAGUCCGGUCCCGAGGCUGCCAAGCGCCGCCGGGAGCGCAAGAUUACAAAGGAGGCCAAGAAGACGCAGUAAAUGCGUGCAAAUCCUUCUUUCCACUGCUCAGUGGGGCCCGGGGGUCCAGGGUCCAACGACAGCUGCCGCCGCGCCGGGCAGGUCAGACGUUGAAUUUUUCAUUCUUCGUCGAGAUGAUUUAUUUUUCGGCCUCGAGUUACGACCCACAAGAAUGCAACGUUCUAGGAAUAUUUGACUGUAUGAACCAUUCCUGAUGCAGAAUGAUGGCCGCACUCGUAUGCCAGUGUUUCAAUUGAGCGGAGCGCGGCAUGCAAGAGUGCCAUUUCAUUUUCCGUUUUCACUUGUUCAGCCUAGACUAGAUGCCGGUUGGCUUUUUUCUUUUUUAUCUUUUUUUUCCCCACCUUAUAUUUAUUUUUGAUGUCCCUGUCGUUUUCACAAACGACUGACACUACAGGUCGACGAUCCACAUUCAUUGAUUGAUUCAAUGGGAUCAAUGACCAAUUUGCACG
Xylona heveae TC161 is the source of this 1428-nucleotide messenger RNA. RefSeq lists its product as hypothetical. The record is from RefSeq and is a predicted model, not a curated record. Gene Ontology annotation, molecular function: C-4 methylsterol oxidase activity; iron ion binding. Lineage: Eukaryota; Fungi; Ascomycota; Xylonomycetes; Xylonales; Xylonaceae. The transcript is spliced from 3 exons. Gene Ontology annotation, biological process: ergosterol biosynthetic process. Bases 68 to 979 code for a protein of 303 amino acids.